AUGGGGGGUAAAUGGGCAGGUGGCCAGAACUUAGUGGAUGAGGACCUGUCCGAGGAUAAGCUAACGACCCGACUCGACCAUGGGGUGUUCACCUUCACCGAGGAGUACGCAUCCACGAUACCUCCGGCGAGAUUGUUCAAGGCCUUGAUCGUGGACUCUCAUCACCUCAUCCCCAAGCUCUGGCCCCAAGCUAUCAAGAGCAUUGACAUCCUCCGAGGUAGUCAGCUCAGUAGCAUGAAGAACAGUGUGGAUGAGCUGAACAAGGAGACGUUCGUGUACAAGCAUACGAUGAUCGAUCUUGAGGAGAGAUUUGAAUCCAUUGCUUAUGAAGUCAAGUUUGAGCCGACACCUGAUGGGGGGAGCAAGAACAGGAUGACCAGCACGUACUACGUCAAAGGCGACAUCGAGACUGGCAAAGAGAGAGCCUUGGGGAUGUACAAGGUCGUUGAAGCAUUCCUCCUCCAAAACCCUAACGCUUAUGUUUGA
This is a messenger RNA of Eucalyptus grandis, 486 nucleotides long. Its product is annotated as major allergen Pru ar 1. Gene Ontology annotation, molecular function: protein phosphatase inhibitor activity; signaling receptor activity; abscisic acid binding. The record is from RefSeq and is a predicted model, not a curated record. The coding region runs from base 1 to 486 and encodes 161 amino acids. Lineage: Eukaryota; Viridiplantae; Streptophyta; Magnoliopsida; Myrtales; Myrtaceae. The transcript has 3 exons. Gene Ontology annotation, cellular component: cytoplasm; nucleus. Gene Ontology annotation, biological process: abscisic acid-activated signaling pathway.